CAGACCUUUGAGUUCCUUCUGUUUGGUCGUUUUUAAGAAGGUCCGCAUUCUAAGAGAAAUGCUGAAAUACUUGCGAGUGGAGAUCUCAGAACUGCACCGGAGGAGUUUGUGAUUAAAUCUGCUAGCCAUGCUGCUGAAGAUGGAGUUUAUUAAAGAAGAGUUUUUGAAAGAAGAGUGUGAAGAUGUCUGUAUUUCAGAACCAUUCAGUCUGAAGAAUGAAGACACGGAGGAACAAAAAGACUUGAUGAAGCUGAAAGAGGAAAGUGAAGAACUGAAUGAAGUGGAGAUGAAACAUCAGUUUCAGACACCUGAUAAACUAUUAAGUGGUGAAGAAUCUUUUAGUGGCUCACAGACUGAAAAGGAACGCUCACAUAAAAAGACUCGAAGAACAAAAACAGCAAAUUCCUUCACCUGCCCUCAGUGUGGAAAGGGUUUCACAAAUAAAGGAGCCCUUAAAAAACACAUACGAAUUCACACUGGAGAAAAACCUUACACAUGUCAGCAGUGUGGAAAGAGUUUCACUCAAAAUAGUCUUAAGGAGCACAUGCGAAUUCACACUGGAGAGACCCCAUACACUUGCGUUCAGUGUGGAAAGAGUUUCAAACAAAAAGGAAACCUUUAUAUUCACAUAAAAAUUCACUCUGGAGAGAAGCCUUUUACAUGCCUCCAAUGUGGAAAGAGAUUCACACAAAAAAGAAGUCUUCAGAGGCACAACAGAAUUCACACUGGAGAGAAGCCUUACACAUGCCAUCAGUGUGGAAAUAGUUUCACAGAAACAAAUACCCUUGAGAAGCAUGUCAGAAUUCACACUGGAGAGAGGUCUUUCACAUGCCUUCAGUGUGGAAAGAGUUUCAAAAAUAAAACAAGCCUCAAUAAUCACAUGAGAAUUCACACUAGCGAGAAGCCUUUCACAUACUUCCAGUGUCGGAAGAGUUUUGCAAAUAAAACAACCAUGAGAGCCCAUAUGAAAUGUCAUUCAGGAGAGAAAUUAAAACACUGUUCUCAGUGUGGCAAGAGUUUCACUCGGGCAUCACAUCUCACUGUUCAUCUGCGCUAUCACUCUGGAGAAAGGCCAUUUAAGUGUGAUCAGUGUAGUAAAAAAUUUGUCUGUUCAUCACACCUUAAAAGACACUUGAAUAUUCAUGCAAAUGAGAAGCCUUACAUGUGUUCUCUUUGUGGAAGGAGUUUUAAUCAGCUGGCGUAUUUUAAACAACACCAGACGAUACAUACUGGUGUAAAAGCUCAUAUGUGCUCAGAGUGCGGUAAAGCCUUUGCCCGAAUCAGCACCUUGAAACAGCACCAAAGAGUUCAUACAGGAGAAAAACCUUACAAGUGUUCACAUUGUGAAAAGAGUUUUGCUUAUCCAAAACACCUGAUAACACAUGAGAAAGUGCAUUCUGGAGAGAAGACAUAUGACUGCGUUCAAUGUGGGAGGAGUUUCAGCUCAUCAGGUACUCUUGGGAGACAUUUAAAGAAGAACUGCCCAAAGUUGUCAGUGAGCAAACUGUAAUGAUAAUUUUAUUUAUAAUUCACAUUUUAAGUGGAGGAUAUACAGGUGCAUCUCAAUAAAUUAGAAUGU
This is a messenger RNA of Myxocyprinus asiaticus (Chinese sucker), 1579 nucleotides long. RefSeq names its product gastrula zinc finger protein XlCGF57.1-like. The transcript has 3 exons. NCBI's taxonomy places the organism in Eukaryota, Metazoa, Chordata, Actinopteri, Cypriniformes, Catostomidae. The record is from RefSeq and is a predicted model, not a curated record. The coding region runs from base 128 to 1510 and encodes 460 amino acids.